AUGGCCUCCUCGGACGCUCCCUCAACAGAAGCUGACGCUAUACUUCAGCAGCCAUCAGUUGAGGAGCGGAUUGAACAGAGCAAAGUCCCUAUCGAGCAUGUGCCAUUCACCAGCUUCGACCCCGGUGCUUUCCACGUUUCAUUGAUCAAGCAAGGUCUGUACAUGAAGCGAGAUACCAGUCGUUUUCUGUCCAGAGCCCCCGCCAAUGAGCGCGGUAUCACCAAGGGUACUUAUGCGGGCACCCAGGCAGCCCUAGCGCAUGGUUAUAGCCUGAUCGAGGAAAGUUUUGGGUCUUACUACAAUGUCCUACAAAUUGAGCGUGCACUCCCACGUCCCACUAGCUUGAGUGCUAAGCAGACGGCCUUCGAGUGGUCAGAGUAUCCGAAGGAGAAGAAUGGAGAUCGCGCAUUUUACCCUCCUCAUUUGGAGACAAUCCCAAAAGACGAGCAGCACAAGAACUACGAAAUCUUUGAUGCCAUUGGGCUCGCCGAGACCAUUUAUCUCCUCAAGCUACUUGUUCCAGACACUUUCUUUGGAAAGGUAGCCAAAAAAGCCCUUGAUGCACUUGGAAUCACCGAAAAGGUGGAAGCCUUUUUCAGGGAGGAGGAUGGAGAUAAUUACGACGCUUGGAACCAGGGGCUGACACUCAAAGCCUACGAGGAAUACAACUUGACCAACCGAAAAUCCGGCAUCGAUAUCGAAUCAGGUCACAACAUUGGAGAGCUUCCUGACUGGUACAGUGACCGUCGAUUUGCCGAGCAGUCAUUUACUGGCACCGACCCAACAUCGAUUGAGAAAGUUUCCAAGGGACUUCUCGAUGAGUUCAUUGCUGCGGCCAAGUCCGGACAGUAUGAGUACUGGGCCGAGUACCUCGCUGCCGCAGAUCCCAAUUCGCUCUUCGUUCAGGAUACUCGUUACUUCCGGGAGGCAGCGGGUGUCAAACCCAACGACGAACUCCUGCACAAGGAACCCUCGUCCGACAAGAAUUGGGCAUGUGCAGCUGUUUCCCUGUAUGAGCUUCACAAGGACGGAAAGCUCCACCCAAUUGCGAUCGUUUGUGACUACAAGACAAGCAUGGCCAACUCCGUAACAAUCUUCAACAAACGCAAGAACCCUGAGGACACCUCUAUCAACCAGGAGACAGAUUGGCCGUGGCGGUAUGCCAAGACCUGCGCUCUGGUCUCAGAUUGGUUCCGACAUGAGGUUGGCGUCCAUUUGACUCGUGCUCAUAUGAUUGAGGAAGCCUUGAUUGUGGCUACCAAUCGUCAGAUCCCUGAGGAACACAUCGUCUUCAAGAUUCUGCAGCCUCACUGGUACAAGACACUCUCCCUGAAUGCCGCUGCGCGAGAAACUCUCGUCCCUCAACUUAUCAAAGAUCUGGUUGGGUUCAGCCCGGACCAGACCUCCCGAUAUGUCUGUUACGAAUUCGAACAUUUCAACUUUGUUGAGAACUAUGUUCCUGAAGACCUGAAGCGCCGCGGGUUCCCGGACAGCAGCGAAGGUCUCAGCGAUGAGAAGUAUAAGAACUACGCUUAUGCGAAGAACAUGGUUUCUAUGUGGUCGAGCAUUCGAGGGUAUGUUGAGAAAAUGCUCAAGACAGAGUACAAUGAGUCGGUCCCAAGGUUUAUGGGUAAGACCCUUGACGAGAUGGUGUCGGGCGAUAAUUACAUCCAGGAGUGGUGCUACGAGGUGCAAAACAAGGGAUGGAUCAAGUCAUUCCCGAACAUUCAGACAUUCGACCAGCUCUGCGAUGCCGUGACCAUGUGCAUCCACAUCGCUGCCCCAUUCCAUACAGCGGUCAACUACCUGCAGAGCUUCUAUCAGUCUUUCGUUCUUGCAAAACCCUCCGCUCUUUGUCAUGCUUUGCCCAAGAACCUCGCUGAGCUGCAGAAAUAUGAGGAGAAGGAUCUGAUGCAGGCCUUGCCCUGCGGGCGACAGAGGGAAUGGCUGCUCUGCGUGCAGAUUCCUUGGCUGCUUAGCUCCAAGGUAGCGAGUGAGAGAAGCCUCAAGUCCUUUGCAUUGUCUCAGUGGCGGAUCCACUUCAAGAAUCCGACCAAUCUAGACCAGACCAUUGCUCAAAUUAGCAAAGAGUUCUAUGAAGAUCUUCAGAGGCUCGAUGUCGAGUUUGCGGAGACGAGCAACAACAUGGACAAAGGGUCUGUGCCAUACAUGGUCUUGGAUCCAGACAAUACCGCGGUCUCAAUCUUGAUCUAA
Clonostachys byssicola is the source of this 2214-nucleotide messenger RNA. The record is from the annotation of a GenBank genome assembly. Lineage: Eukaryota; Fungi; Ascomycota; Sordariomycetes; Hypocreales; Bionectriaceae.